GCAAGAGGUACAUGGUCCCGAGGGUGGAGCAACGACGCCCAUUUCUCUUUGCAUUCACAAGAACAGAUCCAGUCUCCAGCUGGCGACAGUCGAUACACCGAGCUCGAAGGAAGGCCCCCAACCUAAUUAGCACAGUCCCCCACCCCAAAAGCGAGCAGCGUGCAGCGUUACAGCGACCAGGGCAGGAAGACGGCUGUCGUUGUUGCAUGUGGGUGACACGGCGUCCAUACGCAGCGAGUACAGUCAUAGCCCGCCCGGCCUUCCCACGUUCCCACAAGGCAGUGCUUAUAUAGCCCAGAUGCUGAGGGGAACUACAGUCAUCUACGACUUCAAUCCGGAUAUCCUCUCGCAGAUUCAAGCCGCGCAAAGGCGAGACCGAGAAGAGCAGAGCCGGUACAACAGCUUGAUCACCCUCGGUGCUCUGCAGGCCAACCACUCGGGCGACAGCGGAACAAGAUCACACAGGUCAUCCGCCGGCCCGCCGACGUCGACGCGGGGCUCUGGAAACACAGCGACAUUCUCCUCUCCAUCGGCCGUCUCGUGGUCAGAAUACCUCUUCACCACCCCUGCGGCUGCCAUCGAAAGCCCAGCAAUCCACGAGCCACGCUCACAGUCAAGGCGGCUCAGCAUCUUGCACGCCCCCACCCCACGCUCCACCUCCACGCCGCCCAGUGCUUCUUCGCGGAACCACAGCCACAAACUUCUUCAUCGUAUUCUACCUCUAGGCAGGUCACAUAGUAGAGGCUCCAUUCACGCGAGCGAAGGCCAGCACUACUUUCCCAUCGACGAGGAGACUGGCGAAUACAUUCUCCCUCCCGAACUCGACGCCCGUCCGCCCCUCCCCUUAUCCUGGUCCCGAGGCACGCUUGGUCCCGGUGCCAGCACAGAUACCCUCCACGAUCCAUCUGUCCCUCCUCCUGUCAUCGCAUCCGACGAAUCCCAUCCACCCGAGGCCAUCAUAGACGCCGCCAUGUCUCGCCACGACCGCCCCCUCCACAUUGCCUUGCCCGCGAAUGGGGCGUCUUACAGCCCUCCCCGCUCACCCGUUAGCACCCCGCCGGGCCAGCAAACGGGCGCACUGGCUACGUCGCCCGCAUCGCCCAGGCAUUCGUUUCUCGGCUUCAUGCGCACUAGGGGCAGAUCGGUCACGAUGGAGCAACGUGCGGCCGCGGUUCCCAGCAAUGGCAACUCGCAGACGACCACGUCGGCGUCAUUAGACGCGGCUGCCAGAGGCGCCGGGGCAAGAGAGCAGAGCGCACCGGGGCGUGCUGAGGCGUCGACCGGGGGAGCCGUGACCCGGACUGUCAGCACCCCGCUGAGCGGAACAAGCGCAUCCAACACCGCCCGCCCCGCUGCCGCCCCCACCACCAGCACCUCAGACCCCUCCUCAUCCUCCGCCCCAUCCAACCCUUUCAACAAUGCCUCAUCUUCAUCCAACUCUUCCCCUGCUCCCGCCUCCACAGACCCCGGCUCCAAUGCUCGCCCCGACAUCAAGACAUUCCGUAUCCGUCUAGUCCCCCACCUCGAAUCCCGCCGUUCUUUGCCCUUUGACCCCGUCAUCCGGGAGAUGUACCCUGUCGCUGUCACUGGUCACCCCGGUACCACCCCGAUAGAGGCUGGGAGCCGGGUAGCCGAUAGUGGAUCUAUGAGCACCACUGGCGGCGCAGCAAGAGCGACCGUGAGAGGCAAGCCCGUAGCGCUGGUGCUCAAGAUCGGCCGAUUUACGGACCGGGGCGAUAGGUUGCCUGUACCCCAGCCCGCUUCCAGCGCGGGGGCCAACGGGGGAUGGGGCGGAUCGGGGGGAAUUGGAGGGGAGGGUGCACUGAAUCCGGACAUUCCGCACUCGGCGCCCGCAAACUUGAGUAUCGCAGGGGGUGGUGGGGAGAUGACGAGUGGGAAGGCAGCGUUCAGAAGCAAGGUCGUCAGUAGAAGUCAUGCGGAGAUCUGGUGCGAGGAAGGCGGCAAGUUCUGGAUCAGAGACACCAAGAGUAGCUCCGGGACGUUCUUGAACCACAUCCGACUGUCGAGCCCCAAUGUCGAAUCUCGCCCCAUGAUGAUCAAAGACGGGGAUAUACUUCAGCUUGGUGUCGACUUUCAAGGAGGCACAGAAGAGAUGUUCAAAUGUGUCAAGAUGAGGGUGGAGAUAGGGCGAGAGUGGCAAAGAGGUGCCAACGAGUUCAACACGAAUGCUCUAAAGCAGAUAAAGGCUUUGGGCGGCGGAGACUCGGCCGUCCCAGAGACUCCCAAGGGGGCUGCCACGCCGGGGAAAAAGCAGAAGGCUAGUGUCACCGACUGUUGCAUCUGUCUGUACUCAGUCACAGUCUGUCAAUCUUUAUUCAUCGCACCGUGUUCGCAUGUCUUCCACUACAAGUGUAUCCGACCGUUAUUGAUGCAGCAUUAUCCCGCAUUCUCAUGUCCGCUUUGUCGUACGUUUGCCAAUCUGGAGGAAGACGUCGAGACAGAAGACGCCUGGGAGAUUGCCUCCCGCCGCGCAUCCGUCAUCUCUCGCAGACCGUCCAACCACUCCAUCAUCCCAUCAGCCGCCGCUGCCGUCAACGCUGCUCCACCCAUACCCGCUGGGCCUCCCACAGAAAACGGCACUAGCACAGGCGUGGUCACUGGUUCUCAAAGCUCGGCUGCCGUCAAUGAACUCUUACCGCCUACCGGGAAUGAAACACUGAGUCCGGUCGCUACUUUGACCAGACAGGACACGGUCGUGGCGGAACCCGAUCCACCUCUGACCAACAAUCCGUUCGAGGUUGGCCCCGCCAUAGCAACCGUACCCGAGAACGAAGAGAUGUCGAUCACCUCCACUGGGCCUUCAACCGGUCCUCGGCCCAUCCUCCAACCCAUCGCUGCCGAAAGCGCAUCCAACGCCAACUUUUCGUCUGAAGCUGCUACACCGAUGAACGACACCUUUUUGAGCACUUUGGCGUUGGCGCCGGGUAUGCUGCAACGGCUGGAGCUGGCGGAAGAGAUGAGCAGCCAUGGCGGGACUGCCAAUGGGACCGCACCUGCGAGUGCGGCCGGGAGCGGGGAGAGCAGAACAGGAAGCCAAGACGGAAGCCGGAGGGUGAGCGGGGCGUCGGAUGGUAUUCGGGGCGAUAUGUACACAUGAGCUUGUCUUUUCUUGAGGUGUUUUUUUUUUUUUCUAGCUUUCUAGUAUUUUGCGUGCAACGUUGUCAUCUAGAGUAAGGAUAUCUAAUGAUGAAUCUUGUACUUGUCUUGCAA
Messenger RNA from Cryptococcus amylolentus CBS 6039, 3231 nucleotides. RefSeq lists its product as hypothetical. The record is from RefSeq and is a predicted model, not a curated record. The transcript has 8 exons. Bases 299 to 3118 code for a protein of 939 amino acids. Gene Ontology annotation, molecular function: protein binding; ubiquitin protein ligase activity. NCBI's taxonomy places the organism in Eukaryota, Fungi, Basidiomycota, Tremellomycetes, Tremellales, Cryptococcaceae. Gene Ontology annotation, cellular component: cell division site; cytosol; mitotic spindle pole body. Gene Ontology annotation, biological process: negative regulation of septation initiation signaling; ubiquitin-dependent protein catabolic process; mitotic spindle assembly checkpoint signaling.